This is a messenger RNA of Trichomonas vaginalis G3, 900 nucleotides long. Its product is annotated as protein ubiquitination. NCBI's taxonomy places the organism in Eukaryota, Parabasalia, Trichomonadida, Trichomonadidae. The transcript has a single exon. The record is from RefSeq and is a predicted model, not a curated record. Bases 1 to 900 code for a protein of 299 amino acids. Gene Ontology annotation, molecular function: protein binding. Gene Ontology annotation, cellular component: nucleus; cytoplasm.
AUGAAUGCGAUUUCAUCUCAUAAUAAUAGUUUCCUUGAAUAUGUGAAUUAUGAUGUUAAUUUCAUUAAUUUUGAUUGUCAAAAGUUCACAGAUGCUCAGAACUUAAAAGCAUUAUUUAUCUUUUUCGAGAAAGAUAAAAACUCUAUAAUUCCAUGGUGUGCAGCGUUUCCACAAUCCAUUGAUUUGCUCAAAAAUGAGAAUCUUGAUUUUGGAAGAGUCGAUAGACGUAAGAGAAACCUACUACAUUUUGCUGCUUUAUAUGAUAACAUAGAGAUAUGUAAACUUUUAUUAGGUUCACCAGAAGUUUACAAAAUAAAUAUCAAUGCAAAAGAUUCAGGAAGCAAAACUCCAAUUGAGUACGCAGCUGAAAAAAAUUAUAAAGUGUUAACUGAGUUUCUAAUUUCACAUGGAGCUGAGAUUAAUGAAUAUCAAAUACCAUUGAGAAACAACUGUACAGAUACUGCAGAAAUUUUCCUUUCUCAUGGUGUUGAUGUUAAUGCUAAAAUUUAUGCUACACCAAUACUUAUUGCUGCAAUUAGGAAUCAUUCUAAAGAUGUUGCAAAGCUUAUUGUAGAACACGGCGCCAAUGUCAAUGAAAGAGAUAUUGGGGAUGGUACUGCUCUUCAGUUUGCAGUUUGUAAUAAUUACAAAGACUUAGCUGAAUCUAUUAUACUUAAAGGAGCUGAUUUAUUUGCAGAAGAUCGAAAAGGAAGAUCUGCCAUCUAUUAUGCACGCACGCAAGAAAUGAAGGAUCUUCUUGUCAAAUAUGGAGGGGAAAAAAUGAGAGCAAAACUUCAUGAAGUCGAGGAAAAACAAAAAUUUUCUAUUGACAUUGGGUCGGAAUUUGACGAUGAAUUCGACAAUUUAAUAUAUACAGAAUUUGAUGAAAUGCUUAUAUAA